Molecule: messenger RNA, 1518 nt
Organism: Penicillium verhagenii
Lineage: Eukaryota; Fungi; Ascomycota; Eurotiomycetes; Eurotiales; Aspergillaceae
Product: cytochrome P450
Exons: 5
Coding region: 1-1518 (505 amino acids)
Molecular function (GO): heme binding; iron ion binding; monooxygenase activity
Source: RefSeq, a predicted model, not a curated record
AUGUCGUUUACAGAUAUUGUAAUCAACAUUGCCUUUUCAGUAGGCAUCCUGAUUACAUCCCGCUUGUUGUGGAAUUACAUCCGCUCUCCUAUCAAGUCGUUCCCCGGCCCUACUGCAGCAGGGUUUACCAAUAUCUGGCGCUUGCAGGAUGUCUUCAAGGGUAGAUGUGAUAUCACGCACAAUGAACUGCAUCGCAAGUAUGGUUCUGCCGUUCGGAUGGGUCCAAACUGCUUGAGUUUGUCGGACCCGGUAGUCAUGAAUCAGGUGUACAAUGUGAAGAAUCCAUGGCGGAAGAGUGAUAUGUAUAAUGUGAACGAUGUCAUUCUUGGCGGCGCUCGUUUGAAGAAUCUUUUCUCCAAUCAGGAUGAGAAGUGGCAUUCUACUUUCAUCCGGCCAGUCAAGGGCUUAUACUCGAUGAGCAAAGUCCAAGAAAUGGAGCCUGGCAUUGAUAUCACGAUCAACUUCUUUUUUGAGAAGCUGCGUGAAAGGUUUGUUCGACCCGGAAAAGUCUGCGAGAUGUCAGAGUAUCUGAACUUCUUCGCGUGGGAUGUCAUGAGCCAAAUCACCUUUUCACAAGACCUUGGAAUUCUCGAAGCCGGAAGUGACCACCAAGGAUUCUUAGAUCGAUCCAACAGAAGUCUAGACUAUUUUGCUUCAAUCUGCCAAAUCCCCCUCCUCGACCUCCUUCUCGACAAAAACCCUAUUAUGCAAAUCGGUCCACCAGGCUUCACCUGGGCCAAUCUCUUCAGCCUGGAGCAAUUCCAAAAGCGGCUCCAAACCGGCUCCCCACCAACCGGGCACACCGACUUCCUCGACAAAUUCCUCGAAAUAAAGUCCAAGCAUCCAGAUACCGUAGACGACAACACCGUCAUCAUGUAUCUCCUCUCGAACGUGCUAGCCGGCAGCGACACGACCGCGUCAACAAUGUGCUCGGCCGUCUACCACAUCCUCAAAAACCCGCACGUCCACCGCAAACUCGUCACGGAGCUGCGCUCCGCCGAUCUCUCUCUGCCGGCGCGGUGGAAGGAGAUCGUCGGACUCAAGUACCUUGAUGCGGUUAUGCGGGAGGCUAUGCGGAUUAAUCCGGGCGUGGGGUUGAUGAUUGAGCGUGUUGUGCCCAGGGGUGGUUUUUCGUUGCCGGAUGGACGGUUCGUGCCGGAAGGUACUAUUGUGGGCAUGAAUCCGUGGGUUGUGAAUCGAGACGAGGGGAUUUUUGGUCGAAAUACGGAGGUGUUUGUUCCUGAGCGCUGGUUGCAGAAUGAGGGAGAGACAGAUGAGGAGUAUCAGGCUAGGUUCUCGAAGAUGAAGGGGACGGAUUUCACGUUUGGGGCUGGGUCAAGGGCUUGUCUUGGGCGGUAUUUGUCGCAGUUGGAGGCUUAUAAGCUUGUUGCUUCGCUGCUGAGUACAUUCGACAUUGAACUUCCUGAUAAGAAUCAUGAGUGGAAUGUUGUUAACUCGUGGUUUGUGAGGCAGUCGGGAAUUCCAGUUCGCAUCACAGAGCGCGCUGACAGAACUUGA